Molecule: messenger RNA, 10637 nt
Organism: Pongo pygmaeus (Bornean orangutan)
Lineage: Eukaryota; Metazoa; Chordata; Mammalia; Primates; Hominidae
Gene: BAZ2B
Product: bromodomain adjacent to zinc finger domain 2B
Exons: 38
Coding region: 2781-9338 (2185 amino acids)
Cellular component (GO): chromatin
Molecular function (GO): protein binding; DNA binding
Source: RefSeq, a predicted model, not a curated record
UUGAAGUAUUUAAGCAAAGGAUGUAUUCUUAAUUAUUCAAGUUACAGUGUACCACUUAACUUUAUUUCAAGCGAGGUAUAUUUUGGGAGAAUUCUUUAUGAAAAUCAAGAUAACUUGAAUCUAGCACUUUUUCCUUAUCUUUUCAAAAUUAAAUAUUUUUAACAGUAAUGCUAAUGAUUAGGUAAAGUGUCAGUAACAGAUUGUUAAAAUAUUAAUAUUCAAUACUUUACGCAUAGAAAUGUCAGUGAAUUCCAUUUUUUAGUUCCACAUACUUAAAAAGAUUAUUUAUUUAAUGACCACCAUUAUAGAACAAUGCAUUAACUUUUUUGUAUGUGACUUGGGAUAGAAGUCUUAGAUACUAAGUGCAUUCAUACUUAUAUUUUAAUCUAUAUUUUUCUUCUGGAACAUUAUUAGUAAAUUUUGAGAUUAUAGAACUGUUGACCCAGUCAUACAUGUACAGAGCUUGGCCUCUGAGUUAAUUAAAUAUGAGUUAAUAAUAUAUUAUAAGGAAAUUAUUGUCCUUAUUACAGUUAUUAGGUAGUUACUCAAAUUAUAGCUUGAAAGGAAUGCAGACCAUGGAAAACUCAGGAUUAAAUUAUGCAUUUGAACCUUAGGCCAGUUUUUUCUGUAGAGACAGUUUGCUGCUAAAAGAGAAAUUGUAUGUCAUUGAAAUUAAAUGCUUUUCUGGGGAUGGAAGAUUCCAGUUUUUAAUGAAAUUACUGAGUGUGGUGUAGUGAAAUGAUUAAAAUCUGUAUUCCGGGAAUGUGGCAGGGAAAAAAAAUCAAUAAGUGCUAGCACAGCUUUGCUGCUCAAUGUGAAUCCUGAGAAUGAAAUAAACUACUACAAAAAUAAUAAUUAAAAACAUAUCAGCACAUUAAUUUAUUUAGCAUCAGUCUCCUGAGACAUCAUCUUCACUAAUUUUUAGCAUACAUUUUACUCUGUAAUGAGCAGCCUUCUUUUCAGAUAUCCCUAUUAGACAGGCAGUAUUUCUGCCCUUCCCCCAGUGCUCCUGCAUUGCAAUCAUUGUACUUGCACUUAUUAUGUUACAAAUGACCGAGGUAAGGCUGACAUUCUCAGUGCAUGCAAAAAGACCGAGUCUGCCAAGCUUUUUUUUUUCCUAAUGAAGCAGCUUUGUGAAAUCUCCCCAUGUGUUAAUACUAAUGAAGAUCCUCCAGCACAAUUAAAAUCACAGCCAGUGGCUGAAGAGGAAACAUAAAACAAUAGCAUCUUUUAAGAUACAUUUAUCCACAUAUGUAUAAAAUAUACAUAGAUGAUCAGAUUAUUCUCCGAUAGCUUAAUUUUUACUUACUCUUCAUCCUGAAAAUUAAAUUAUGCAAUUUUUAAUUAUAUGAACUUUGAGACUUUCUUGUGUUCUGGAGGGAAAAAACGGUACCUCAACGAACUUCUAAAAAAAAAAAUAUGUAUCUUCUUGGCUAAUAAAGUGUUAUCAAGAUUAAGGCUUUUAAAAAAAUUGUUUUUAGGAAUCUAUAGGGUGGGGUGCGGGAGGGAAUGGGGCGUAUUGUAUCUUUAGUUUAACUUGAUUGGUUGCAGGAUUUGGGAAUUGGGGUUGGGGGAGUGGAAGGGUAAAAACAAAGUUGGAAGAGAUUCUGGGGGUAGACACAUAGCAUAUGACUGCAUAUGUAGUUUAAAGGAGCAAAGGCUACCAGUCUUACUCAUAAGUUCAGUGCCUACAAUUUGCUAUGCAUUUUUCUAACCUCUCAGAAACUGGAAAAAAAGCUAUCGAGAUUACCUUUUACAGUGUGUGCAUAUAACUUUAAAACGACUAUUUUAACGUCUUUUAUUUAAAUUUUAUUUUAACUUAGUGCAUAAACAUUACAGCCAGUUUAACUUGUCCGUGGAAAGGCAGUAGAAUUUUACCCCGGGACCAUCUUGCAUCCUGCUUUUUUUGAGUUUUAACAUCCGCAAAAUCUCGGCAUAUUAAUUUAGUUGGGUUGUAGAAUUCUGAGUUUAGGAACAAAAAAAGUUUAGGUGGAGAUGGUUGACCUAUGCUCCCUACUCUGUAGCUUUUGUUUUUUAAAAACUAAGUUUUAAAUCCCGUUUUCUCUCCUGUCUUCUUUAAAAGCAAAACAAAACAUUUUAAGUUUCUUAACUUUUUCCUGGGACAAGGAACGGUGCAAACUCAAAGCUACAGUAUUCUUGGAAAGAAGAAGCGACCCCCUCCCUUGGCUCCUUUAGGAGCUGAUAGGUCAUUUAUUAUUGGAACUGAAAUGGUAUAAACAAUUCUCUCUCUUUUUUUCCCUUGUUAACAGCAACUUUCAUUGUUAGAGAGAGGAGACAGAGAGAAGCCUUGUUGGUUGACGUCACUUGGUUCAUGAAGCCUUCGCCUAGAAGUGAAGCUGCUGAACAAACCUUGAGAAGAAUCAUCUCCUGCUUCAAUCUGCUGCUGGAUAGGAACUAAUCAGAGAGAGGCGGAAGACGGAGAAGGAGGGAGUCGAAGGCUUUCCCGAUCACAAAUCUCACCUCCACUACAACUCUCUUUAUACUUUUCUUGCAGAAAUAAUAAUAGAAAUAAGGAGGUGGUGGGGUUUCCAAAAAUCUUAACCUUCAACCAUCUGGGGAAAAGGCAAAAAUCUCAUCUACCGCAACUCUCAGUUCGAAAGUAAAGGUUUCCCAACAGUGAUGUCACAAGAUUGACCGCAUUGAUCACAAAACAGGGUCUUGCUCAGUCACCCAGGCUGGACUACAGUAGCACAAUCAUAGCUCACUGGAACCUCAAACUCCUGGCCUCAAGCAAUCCUUCCACCUAGGCCUCCCAAAGCAUGGAAGUUACAGAUAUGGAGUCUGGAGAACGGUUACCAUCCUCAGCAGCCUCCUCUACUACACCAACUUCAUCUUCGACACCUUCUGUGGCUUCAGUAGUUUCAAAAGGUGGCCUUUCCACUGGAGUUGCUUCACUUAGCUCUACAAUCAACCCAUGUGGACAUUUAUUCAGAACAGCUGGGGAUCAACCGUUUAACCUGUCCACAGUGUCGAGUGCCUUCCCAAUGGUCAGCCACCCAGUCUUUGGUCUACAUUCAGCCAGCUCAGGGCAUUCAGAAUUUGGUGGUUUGGGGACACUUGGUACACCCACAGCCUUAGCCGCACAUCCCCAACUAGCAUCUUUUCCAGGUGCAGAAUGGUGGCGAACAACUGAUGCUCAUACUCGUACAGGAGCAACCUUCUUUCCACCAUUACUGGGAAUUCCACCACUAUUUGCUCCCCCAGCCCAGAAUCAUGAUUCUUCUUCAUUCCAUUCAAGGACUUCAGGAAAAAGUCAUCGAAAUGGUCCCGAAAAAGGUGUAAAUGGGUCAAUAAAUGGAAGUAACACAUCAUCUGUAAUUGGUGUCAACACAUCUGUACUAUCCACUACUGCUUCAGGUUCCAUGGGACAAACUAAAAGUACAAGCUCAGGUGGAGGAAGUCGAAAAUGUAGUCAGGAACAAAGCAAAAACCAGCCUUUGGAUGCUAGAGUUGACAAAAUCAAAGAUAAGAAACCAAGGAAGAAAGCAAUGGAAAGUUCUAGCAACAGUGAUAGUGAUUCAGGCACAUCGUCAGACACCUCAAGUGAAGGCAUUAGUAGUAGUGAUUCAGAUGAUCUAGAAGAAGAUGAAGAAGAAGAAGAUCAAAGUAUUGAAGAAAGUGAAGAUGAUGAUUCUGAUUCAGAGAGUGAAGCACAACAUAAAAGUAACAACCAGGUGCUAUUACAUGGUAUUUCAGACCCAAAAGCAGAUGGACAGAAAGCAACUGAAAAAGCCCAGGAAAAAAGAAUACACCAGCCAUUACCUCUUGCGUCUGAAUCCCAGACUCACUCAUUCCAAUCCCAGCAGAAGCAGCCUCAGGUUUUGUCACAGCAGCUUCCAUUUAUUUUCCAAAGCUCUCAGGCAAAGGAGGAAUCUGUGAACAAACACACCAGUGUAAUACAGUCUACGGGAUUGGUGUCCAAUGUGAAACCUUUAUCUUUGGUAAAUCAAGCCAAAAAGGAAACUUACAUGAAACUCAUAGUUCCUUCUCCUGAUGUUCUUAAAGCAGGGAAUAAAAAUACCUCUGAAGAAUCUAGUUCAUUGACCAGUGAAUUGAGAUCCAAACGGGAACAAUAUAAACAGGCAUUCCCAUCACAGUUAAAGAAACAAGAGUCAUCUAAGAGCCUGAAGAAGGUUAUUGCAGCUUUGUCAAAUCCAAAAGCAACCUCUAGUUCACCAGCACAUCCAAAACAAACAUUAGAAAACAACCACCCAAAUCCAUUCUUGACAAAUGCACUUUUAGGUAAUCACCAACCAAAUGGAGUUAUUCAAAGUGUCAUUCAAGAAGCUCCUCUAGCACUUACUACCAAAACUAAAAUGCAGAGCAAGAUUAAUGAAAACAUUGCUGCUGCAAGUAGCACCCCUUUUUCCUCACCUGUAAAUUUGAGUACAAGUGGGAGAAGAACCCCUGGCAAUCAGACACCUGUAAUGCCCUCUGCCUCUCCCAUCCUGCAUAGUCAAGGGAAGGAAAAAGCAGUUAGCAAUAAUGUAAACCCAGUAAAAACACAGCAUCACUCCCAUCCUGCAAAAUCUUUAGUGGAACAAUUCAGAGGAACAGAUUCAGACAUUCCCAGUAGUAAAGAUUCCGAAGAUUCAAAUGAGGAUGAAGAGGAAGAUGAUGAGGAAGAAGAUGAGGAAGAUGAUGAAGAUGAUGAAUCUGAUGACAGCCAAUCAGAAUCAGAUAGUAAUUCAGAAUCAGAUACAGAAGGAUCAGAAGAAGAAGAUGAUGAUGAUAAAGACCAAGAUGAAUCAGAUAGUGAUACUGAAGGAGAGAAAACUUCAAUGAAACUGAAUAAAACAACUUCCUCUGUCAAAAGCCCUUCCAUGAGUCUCACAGCUCACUCAACACCUCGUAACCUCCACAUAGCAAAAGCCCCAGGCUCUGCUCCUGCUGCCUUAUGUUCUGAAUCCCAGUCACCUGCUUUUCUUGGUACAUCUUCUUCCACACUUACUUCAAGCCCACACUCUGGCACUUCCAAAAGAAGAAGAGUAACAGAUGAACGAGAACUGCGUAUUCCAUUGGAAUAUGGCUGGCAGAGAGAGACAAGAAUAAGAAACUUUGGAGGGCGCCUUCAAGGAGAAGUAGCAUAUUAUGCUCCAUGUGGAAAGAAACUUAGGCAGUACCCUGAAGUAAUAAAGGGAAUGCAGUGGUGUCUUUUGAAAGAAGAGGAUGUCAUUCCUCGUAUCAGGGCAAUGGAAGGUCGUAGAGGAAGACCACCAAAUCCAGAUAGACAACGAGCAAGAGAGGAAUCCAGGAUGAGACGUCGGAAAGGUCGACCUCCAAAUGUUGGCAAUGCUGAAUUCCUAGAUAAUGCAGAUGCAAAGUUGCUAAGAAAACUGCAAGCUCAAGAAAUAGCCAGGCAAGCAGCACAAAUAAAGCUUUUGAGAAAACUUCAAAAGCAGGAACAGGCUCGGGUUGCUAAAGAAGCCAAAAAACAACAAGCAAUAAUGGCUGCUGAGGAGAAGCGGAAGCAAAAAGAACAGAUAAAGAUUAUGAAACAGCAGGAAAAAAUUAAGAGAAUACAGCAAAUCAGAAUGGAAAAAGAACUUCGAGCUCAGCAAAUUCUAGAGGCUAAAAAGAAAAAGAAGGAAGAAGCGGCAAAUGCCAAAUUAUUGGAGGCCGAGAAACGAAUAAAGGAAAAAGAAAUGAGAAGACAACAAGCUGUUCUUCUGAAACAUCAGGAGUUGGAGAGGCAUAGACUAGAUAUGGUAUGGGAACGAGAGCGAAGGCGACAACACAUGAUGCUUAUGAAAGCUAUGGAAGCUCGUAAAAAAGCAGAAGAAAAAGAACGGUUGAAGCAAGAAAAACGUGAUGAGAAAAGAUUAAAUAAAGAGCGUAAACUAGAGCAGCGAAGAUUAGAAUUAGAAAUGGCAAAGGAACUAAAGAAGCCUAAUGAAGACAUGUGCUUAGCAGACCAAAAGCCUUUGCCAGAGUUGCCUCGUAUUCCAGGACUUGUUCUCUCUGGAAGUACAUUUUCAGACUGUCUCAUGGUGGUGCAGUUCUUACGAAACUUUGGUAAAGUUUUGGGCUUUGAUGUGAAUAUUGAUGUUCCAAACCUGAGUGUUCUUCAAGAGGGAUUGCUAAAUAUAGGGGACAGCAUGGGUGAAGUACAAGACUUGCUUGUGAGGCUCCUCUCAGCUGCUGUAUGUGAUCCAGGUCUAAUAACAGGAUACAAGGCUAAAACAGCUCUUGGAGAACAUUUGCUAAAUGUUGGUGUGAAUCGAGACAAUGUUUCCGAGAUUUUACAGAUAUUUAUGGAAGCCCACUGUGGACAAACUGAGCUUACUGAAAGUCUGAAGACCAAAGCUUUUCAGGCUCACACUCCAGCACAGAAAGCUUCAGUCCUGGCUUUCCUGAUCAAUGAACUGGCAUGCAGCAAGAGUGUGGUCAGUGAAAUCGACAAGAACAUUGACUAUAUGUCAAACUUGAGGAGAGAUAAAUGGGUGGUAGAAGGUAAACUCCGCAAGCUCAGAAUCAUUCAUGCUAAGAAAACAGGCAAAAGAGACACUUCAGGUGGCAUUGAUCUGGGAGAAGAGCAACAUCCCUUGGGCACACCCACUCCAGGACGCAAGCGAAGAAGGAAGGGAGGAGACAGUGAUUAUGACGAUGAUGAUGACGAUGACAGUGAUGACCAAGGGGAUGAAGAUGAUGAGGAUGAAGAAGAUAAAGAAGACAAAAAAGGAAAAAAGACUGAUAUCUGUGAAGAUGAGGAUGAAGGUGACCAAGCAGCAAGUGUUGAAGAGCUGGAAAAACAGAUUGAAAAACUGAGUAAACAACAGAGUCAGUACAGAAGGAAGCUCUUUGAUGCCUCUCACUCAUUGCGUUCAGUGAUGUUUGGCCAGGAUCGUUACAGACGACGGUACUGGAUUCUUCCCCAAUGUGGGGGGAUUUUUGUAGAAGGCAUGGAGAGUGGUGAAGGACUAGAAGAAAUUGCAAAAGAAAGAGAAAAACUAAAAAAGGCAGAAAGUGUCCAGAUCAAAGAAGAAAUGUUUGAGACUUCUGGGGACAGUUUAAAUUGUUCAAAUACAGAUCACUGUGAACAAAAGGAAGAUCUUAAAGAAAAAGAUAACACAAAUCUAUUCCUUCAGAAACCUGGCUCUUUUUCCAAAUUAAGCAAGCUUUUGGAAGUAGCUAAGAUGCCUCCUGAGUCAGAAGUUAUGACUCCCAAACCAAAUGCUGGUACAAAUGGGUGCACGUUGUCUUAUCAGAACAGUGGAAAACAUUCACUGGGCAGCAUUCAGUCAACAGCAACGCAAAGCAAUGUGGAAAAGGCAGAUUCUAAUAAUCUGUUUAAUACUGGUUCAAGUGGUCCAGGGAAGUUCUACAGUCCUCUCCCCAAUGACCAGUUACUAAAAACGCUGACUGAAAAGAAUAGACAAUGGUUUAGUCUUUUGCCACGAACACCUUGUGAUGACACUUCACUUACUCAUGCCGAUAUGUCAACUGCUUCUUUGGUGACUCCUCAGUCUCAGCCACCAUCUAAGUCACCUUCACCUGCCCCAGCUCCUCUUGGAUCUUCUGCUCAGAAUCCUGUUGGCUUAAAUCCAUUUGCUUUAUCACCUCUUCAGGUGAAAGGUGGAGUAUCUAUGAUGGGACUUCAGUUUUGUGGGUGGCCCACUGGUGUGCUUACUUCUAAUAUUCCAUUUACAUCAUCUGUACCUAGUCUAGGAUCGGGGUUAGGGUUGUCAGAAGGAAAUGGUAAUUCAUUCUUGACUUCCAAUGUUGCUUCAAGUAAAAGCGAAUCUCCAGUACCACAGAAUGAAAAGGCCACUUCAGCUCAACCUGCAGCUGUUGAAGUAGCAAAACCAGUAGAUUUUCCUAGUCCAAAACCUAUUCCAGAAGAAAUGCAGUUUGGUUGGUGGAGAAUUAUUGACCCAGAGGACCUAAAAGCUUUGCUCAAAGUGCUGCAUCUCAGAGGAAUAAGAGAAAAGGCAUUGCAAAAGCAAAUUCAGAAACAUUUGGAUUAUAUUACUCAAGCCUGCCUCAAGAAUAAGGAUGUUGCUAUUAUUGAACUGAAUGAAAAUGAAGAAAACCAAGUAACUCGAGAUAUUGUGGAGAACUGGUCAGUAGAAGAACAAGCAAUGGAAAUGGAUUUGAGUGUCCUUCAACAGGUAGAAGAUCUAGAAAGGAGAGUUGCAUCAGCAAGUUUGCAAGUGAAGGGUUGGAUGUGUCCAGAGCCUGCAUCAGAAAGGGAGGACUUGGUAUAUUUUGAACAUAAGUCAUUUACUAAAUUGUGCAAGGAGCAUGAUGGAGAAUUUACUGGCGAAGACGAAAGCAGUGCACAUGCACUAGAACGGAAGAAUGACAACCCCCUAGAUAUAGCUGUAACCAGGCUGGCUGAUUUGGAGCGGAACAUUGAAAGAAGGUAUCUGAAGAGCCCCUUAAGUACCACCAUUCAGAUCAAACUGGAUAAUGUGGGCACAGUUACUGUCCCUGCUCCUGCACCAUCCGUUAGUGGUGAUGGUGACGGAAUUGAAGAGGAUAUUGCUCCAGGGCUCAGGGUAUGGAGAAGGGCAUUAUCAGAAGCUCGCAGUGCUGCACAGGUAGCUCUGUGCAUUCAGCAAUUACAGAAAUCAAUAGCAUGGGAAAAAUCAAUUAUGAAAGUUUACUGCCAAAUCUGUCGAAAGGGAGAUAAUGAAGAACUGCUUCUUCUUUGUGAUGGCUGUGACAAAGGCUGUCAUACCUACUGCCAUAGACCCAAGAUUACAACAAUCCCAGAUGGAGACUGGUUUUGUCCAGCUUGCAUUGCUAAGGCAAGUGGUCAAACUCUAAAAAUCAAAAAACUUCAUGUCAAAGGAAAAAAGACUAAUGAGUCAAAGAAAGGCAAGAAGGUAACUUUAACAGGAGAUACUGAAGAUGAAGACUCUGCAUCUACAAGUAGUUCACUAAAAAGAGGAAACAAAGACCUCAAGAAAAGAAAAAUGGAGGAAAACACUUCUAUUAGCUUGUCAAAACAAGAAAGUUUUACUUCAGUUAAGAAACCUAAAAGAGAUGACUCCAAGGACCUAGCUCUUUGCAGUAUGAUUCUGACUGAAAUGGAAACUCAUGAGGAUGCAUGGCCUUUUCUACUUCCUGUAAACUUGAAACUUGUUCCUGGUUAUAAGAAAGUUAUUAAGAAGCCUAUGGAUUUUUCCACAAUUAGAGAGAAACUAAGUAGUGGACAGUAUCCAAACCUUGAAACCUUUGCUCUAGAUGUCAGGCUUGUUUUUGACAACUGUGAAACAUUUAAUGAAGAUGAUUCUGAUAUAGGCAGAGCUGGCCACAAUAUGAGGAAGUAUUUUGAAAAAAAGUGGACAGAUACUUUCAAAGUGAGCUGAAGUUAUAAUAAUCUCUUUAUUUUUUUUCCUUUUAAACAAGGACAAAUGAGACCAGCAAUGUGAACUGUAUUUACAUAAACGUGCAAGGCACAUACAUAAUGACUUUCUUUUUCCUUAAGAUAAGUAUAAAAAAAAAAAGUAUCAGAAGAAUGAUACCAUUUUUAAAGGCUUCAUUCCUACAACAACCAAGGCCCUCGGUUAUUGGUUUGUGUGAUUUAUCAGCUAAUUUAGGUAGAACAGGGAAGCACACCCAAAGAAUUUUCAAAGGAAAGGGUGUUAUAGUGCAAUAGCAAUUAAAAUAUAUCAAAUCGCACUGAAUACUCAACACCAGAGCUCUAAUGUGGGAAAUGGUUCUCCUUUCCCUCUCAAUAAAUAUCUAUUUUUCAUUUUUUUACUUUGUAGUUUAUUUUUUAGUGAAUGUAUUUAAUUUUAUGAAUUAUUUAUGAUUAAACCACAUCCAGAAUCUUCGUUUUCUGUGAAAAGGAAGAACUAGAAAAUUGCUUUAAAUCUUGAAAAUACAACAAGGAAUGUUUUAAAAUAUAAAACAAAGCCAAGUUAAACUGUUUACACUGAUGUGCUAUAAAAGCACCAAAAAGAAACUUUACUGUAGAGUUACAAGUACAUUUAUAUAUAUAUAUGUUGCUGCAUCACUUGUGUAGUUAAAUUGUAUUUCAAAACAGUGAAAAAAUUGACAUGUAUAUACUGUUCAUUCUUGUUUAUAUUAAGUCUUGUUUUAAAUAUGUAUUAUGUGUAUAUAUUGUUUGCAGACAUUAUUGUUCAUGCCUUAGAGGAUUGUAGCAUUUUAUUUUCGUCUGAAGGUAAUGAUAGCUAUACAGUCUGUACAGUAAUUAUCCUCUACCAACACUGUGGCGUCUCCUUAAUCUUGGUAGUGCCUGCCUUUGAAACAGGGUGUAGGGGAUAUUAGUUUUCCAUUUUUCUAUUUUGUUAUAUAAUUUUAAGCCACCAGGGCCUAAAUUAAAGUAUAAUCAUUUGUAUCCAUGUGGAAUAAAAUUGUGACAAUUUCCUACGCACACAGUAUUUUUUCAUAGAAACAUUUCCCUCCCAUUUGCCUUGCCUCAAAAAUAAAUUUAAAAGACAUUUGUAACCACUGUGUUUUAUCUACUGUGUGUUGUGGUGGCCUGUUGGAGGCAAAUAGAUCAGAUUUUUUUUGUACCUAUGUAAGAGUACUUGAAGUUUUAUUUAAAAUAAAAUGUUGUGGAAAAGGUAGCAUUCUUUUUUUAGGAGUGUUAUUUUUCACUAUGUGUGGCACGGAUACAAUAAAAGACUUUUACAAACUAA